This is a messenger RNA of Nelumbo nucifera (sacred lotus), 1627 nucleotides long. Its product is annotated as FAD-dependent oxidoreductase family protein. Lineage: Eukaryota; Viridiplantae; Streptophyta; Magnoliopsida; Proteales; Nelumbonaceae. The record is from RefSeq and is a predicted model, not a curated record. Gene Ontology annotation, molecular function: (S)-2-hydroxyglutarate dehydrogenase activity.
UUCACCCCUAAUCUGCUUUGGCCGUGGCAUACAACUAUACAUCUGUCUCCAUUGUCUUCCGAGACUUGGAGAGUGCUGAGUGGAGACUGUCCAAAACGAAGUCAGAAAAAUAAAUCGGCAGUUGUCACGCCCUAGGUUGAUCGCGACUGACUAUUCGAAAAUCGAAAGAUGCUCGAUUCCAUGUUACGGAACUUGAGCAAACCUAUAAAAAACAUAUCUAGAUGCGUGAAAUCACGGAAUUUAAGUACCUAUCUCGGGAAUACACCGAAAGAAGCGGUCGAUUGUGUUGUGAUUGGAGCUGGGGUGGUCGGAAUUGCAGUGGCAAGAGAGCUAGCUUUGAAGGGUAGAGAGGUUUUGGUGAUCGAAUCUGCUUCCACUUUCGGUACUGGAACCAGUUCACGCAACAGCGAAGUCAUCCAUGCUGGGAUUUAUUACCCUCCCAAGUCUCUUAAGGCAAGUUUUUGUAUAAGAGGGAGAGACCUUCUGUACAAGUAUUGCUCUGAACAUGGGGUCCCUCAUACACGAGUCGGUAAACUCAUUGUUGCUACUGGAUCCUCAGAGAUUCCGAAGUUGAAUGACAUUCUGGAUCGUGGGAUAGAAAAUGGGGUUAAAGAUCUGAGGAUGAUUGAAGGUUCUGAUGCUAUGCAGAUUGAACCAGAACUGCAAUGCGUGAAAGCAGUAAUAUCACCUUCUACUGGGAUAGUUGAUACCCAUUCACUCAUGCUAUCUUUAGUGGGGGAUGCUGAGAAUCAUAGAGCAAAUUUCUGCUACAAUACUACUGUUAUUGGAGGCCAUCUUGAAGAUAAUCGCAUGUUUCUCCAUAUUUCUGAAAGGAAGGAUCUUGAAAACUGCAUUAGCAAGUCUCCACUUCUCCCAGAUCUUAUCCUCAUCCCCAGGCUUGUAGUGAACUCUGCAGGUUUGAGUGCUCCAUUCCUUGCAAAAAGAUUCAGUGGCCUUUCACCUGGCAUUGUUCCUGCUUCUUAUUUUGCUCGUGGUUGCUACUUCACGUUAUCAAAUGUUAAGACUCCUCCUUUCAAACAUUUGAUUUAUCCUAUACCUGAGGAUGGUGGCAUUGGAGUCCAUGUUACACUGGAUUUGGAUGGCCAUGUCAAAUUUGGCCCAGAUGUAGAAUGGAUCACAGACAUAGAUGAUGCAUCUAUCUUUUUGAAUAAGUUUGAUUAUUCCGUUCAUGCUGAUCGUGUUGAGAGUUUUUAUCCAAAAAUAAGGAGAUAUUAUCCUAACCUUAAGGAUGGAUCUUUAGAGCCAGGAUAUGCAGGAAUUCGACCAAAGCUCUCUGGUCCUAGACAACCUCCUGUUGAUUUUGUUGUACAGGGUGAAGAGAUCCAUGGCAUACCAGGUCUUGUAAACUUGUUUGGAAUAGAGUCACCUGGUCUAACUUCAAGCCUGGCAAUUGCUGAGCACGUAGCCGCCAAGUUUUCAAGAUAGUUCAGUUUUCUCAUGCUCAUGCUACUUGAAGGAAGCUAAGAUUAUCCUUUCUUUGUAUAUAGUUUUCUGUGGCAGUUGCAAUUUUCCUUCUCUCUCCUGCUUCAUGUAUUCAAGGUGAUUUUUUGUGAUAAUGGUUAUAUAUUGUCUUUAUAUCCAUUGGCCAAGUUCAGUUAUUUGUUUC